Molecule: messenger RNA, 534 nt
Organism: Lotus japonicus
Lineage: Eukaryota; Viridiplantae; Streptophyta; Magnoliopsida; Fabales; Fabaceae
Product: putative F-box protein At3g10430
Exons: 1
Coding region: 1-534 (177 amino acids)
Molecular function (GO): protein binding
Source: RefSeq, a predicted model, not a curated record
AUGAAAAAGCGUACCGAACCAGUCAAGCAUGGUCCCAUUGUUCUCCCUUCGGAACUUGUGAGAGAAAUCUUGUCGUGGCUUCCGGUGAAGACUCUCAUGCAAUUCAAGUCCGUUUCCAAGUCUUGGAAAUCACUCAUCACUACAGACAAAGAGUUCUCAAAACUGCAUCUGGGAAGAUCACCAAAAACCAAGCACAUACUCCUCACCUUAAAAGAAGAAGAAGAAGACACUAGAAACGGCGUCAUCGCACCGUGCUCCGUGCGUCUUUUGCCCGAGGAGCCAUUGUCCAUGAUCGAUGAAGACCGAUGUUACAAUUUGUUGGCCAAGUACUUCGUCGUUGGAUCAUGUAACAGCUUGGUCUGUUUGGGUCCGGGAAACUUUUAUGAUUUUGGCCCUAUGGACAAGUUUUGGGUCCGAAUUUGGAACCCGGCCACACAAUUGAGGUCAAAGAAAUCACCAGCCAUUAGUAUCGGCUACGGCAGGAGGUUUGGGUUUGGCUAUGAUGAUUCACGUGACACUUACAAGAUGAGUUAA